UAACAACCCAAUCGGCCUCAUUCACAUUCCACAUUCCAAUUUUCUCUUCAAUUUCAUCGUCAUAAUUACGAUAAUAAUUAUAAUAAUCGAAUUUCUAGCUUCAAUUCCUUCGCAUUCAUUAACGUUUCUCCAAUUUCUUUAAUCGCAAAGAGUGUGAAUGAGCUGAUGGAGUCUAAAGGUGGUAAAAAGAAGUCUAGUAGUAGUAAAACCUUAUACGAAGCUCCUCUCGACUACAUCAUUGAAGACGUUCGCCCACACGGUGGAAUCAAGAAGUUCAGAACUGCUGCUUACUCCAACUGCAUCCGCAAACCAUCCUGAGAUUCGUUUGGUUGUGUGACAUAGCCCCCCCUUUAGGCUUUACAAACUGCAACAUUUUCUACUCCUGUCUUCUUUCUAUUCUCCUUCUCCUUUUCCUUCUUCUCCUUGUUUCAUCUUUCUCUGUCUUGCUUUGAUUUCUCUAUUGCUCUUGAUCUACACCACAGCAUUUUGUUUCUUUGAGUGAAGAUGGCUUUGACCGCCUCAGCUAUUGGUUUUGAAGGCUAUGAAAAGAGGCUCGAGAUAUCGUUUUUCGGCGAAGGUUUAGGCCUCCGGGCAUUGUCUAAAGCCCACUUGGAUGAGAUUCUAGAACCAGCACAAUGCACUAUUGUUUCCUCUCUGUCAAAUGAUGAUGUUGAUUCUUAUGUUCUCUCAGAGUCAAGCUUGUUUGUUUAUUCUCAUAACAUCAUCAUCAAAACCUGUGGAACUACAAAACUACUUCUGUCAAUCCCUGCCAUUCUUAAGUUGGCCGGUUCCCUCGACAUGACUGUGAAAUCGGUGAGGUACACUCGAGGAAGCUUCAUUUUUCCUGGGGCACAGCCCUUCCCUCAUCGUAGCUUUUCAGAGGAAGUUGAUCUUCUUGACAGCUAUUUUGGCAACCUUGGUUCCGGUAGCAAAGCUUCUGUGAUGGGUGAUCCUGACAAGUCACAACUUUGGCACAUCUACUCUGCUUGUGCAGAGCCAAAAGCCUCAUCUGAAGCAGCAAUCUAUGGCCUUGAGAUGUGCAUGACUGGAUUAGACAGGGAAAAGGCCUCUGUUUUCUUCAAAGAAAACACUGACUCUGCAGUUAUGAUGACUGAAAAUUCUGGAAUCAGGAAGAUCCUUCCAAAGUCUGAGAUAUGUGAUUUUGAAUUUGAUCCCUGUGGCUAUUCGAUGAACGGAAUCGAGGGAAGUGCGAUCUCCACUAUCCAUGUAACACCAGAGGAUGGUUUCAGCUAUGCAAGUUUUGAAGCUGUUGGCUAUGAUUAUGAAAAAACUUCUGUGUCUGAACUUAUUGAGAGAGUUUUGGCUUGCUUUGAACCAUCUGAGUUCUCUGUUGCUCUACACAGUGACAUGCAUGGUGAGAAGCUUUUCAACAAAUUUCCCCUGGAUAUUGAUGGAUACUACUGUGAGGAGAGGAGCAAUGAAGUGCUAGGAGCUGGUGGCGGUGCUGUUGUGUACCAUAGCUUUGUCCGAGCCGAUGGAAGUGCAUCUCCUAGGUCUAUUCUUAGAUGCUGCUGGAGUAGUAGUGAGGAUGAGAAGGAAUAGGAAGUGGGACAGAGAACCAUAUAUAUACACCUUAUCUUUCUGUUGCUGUUUGUUUUGAUACUUGAGUCAACUUUGGGGGUUAUGGUAUGUGUGAGAAUGGUGGUGCUAUUUAGGGUUGUUAUGCUAUAUAUUUGCUUGAUGCUUUUAUUUCUAGUUCCAUGUAUUUACUAUUUAGAAAUUUCCUACUAAGAGUUUGCUAAAGGCUUAGUUCCUUUAAUAAUGGAUUGUUGCUCUCUAAUUCAAGCAAUAAAAUACAUAUUACUAUAUAA
Arachis duranensis is the source of this 1832-nucleotide messenger RNA. RefSeq names its product S-adenosylmethionine decarboxylase proenzyme. Gene Ontology annotation, biological process: spermidine biosynthetic process; spermine biosynthetic process. Gene Ontology annotation, molecular function: adenosylmethionine decarboxylase activity. Lineage: Eukaryota; Viridiplantae; Streptophyta; Magnoliopsida; Fabales; Fabaceae. The transcript is spliced from 3 exons. The coding region runs from base 505 to 1563 and encodes 352 amino acids. Gene Ontology annotation, cellular component: cytosol. The record is from RefSeq and is a predicted model, not a curated record.